Budorcas taxicolor (takin) is the source of this 309-nucleotide messenger RNA. Its product is annotated as enhancer of rudimentary homolog. The record is from RefSeq and is a predicted model, not a curated record. The coding region runs from base 1 to 309 and encodes 102 amino acids. The transcript has a single exon. Lineage: Eukaryota; Metazoa; Chordata; Mammalia; Artiodactyla; Bovidae.
AUGUUUCAUACCAUCUUGCUGGUACAGCCUACCAAGAGGCCAGAAGGCAGAACUUACGCUGACUAUGAAUCUGUGAAUGAGUGUAUGGAAGGCGUUUGUAAAAUGUAUGAAGUACAUCUGAACAGAAUGAAUCCCAACAGCCCCUCUAUCACAUACGAUAUCAGUCAGUUUGACUUUAUUGAUGACCUGGCAGGCCUCAGCUGCCCUAUUUACCAAGCUGAUACCCAGACAUACCAGCCUUAUAACAAAGAUUGGAUUAAAGAGAUCUACGUGCUCCUUCGUCAACAGGCCCAACAGGCUGGGAAAUAG